Messenger RNA from Toxotes jaculatrix (banded archerfish), 3350 nucleotides. RefSeq names its product tripartite motif containing 47 (gene trim47). Lineage: Eukaryota; Metazoa; Chordata; Actinopteri; Toxotidae. The transcript is spliced from 8 exons. The record is from RefSeq and is a predicted model, not a curated record. The coding region runs from base 19 to 1455 and encodes 478 amino acids. Gene Ontology annotation, molecular function: protein binding; zinc ion binding.
UGCUGUUGGCUUGUAAACAUGGCUACUGCCGGAGCAGCUGGAGACGACCUGAGGAAAGAGCUCACUUGUGCAAUUUGUUUGGACUUCUUCAAAGAUCCCGUUAUACUAAAAUGCGGGCACAAUUUCUGUCGGUUUUGCAUCUGCAUGCACUGGGAUGAAAAUGGCGGAGACUACGGGUAUCAGUGCCCUCAAUGCCGAACGGUGUUCAACAAGAGGAGCUUCACUAAAAACUACCUGGUGCAGAACUUAGUGGCCAAACUGGACGAUCUGGAGUGCCUGGGGUCUUGUCCUACACCCUCCAAGCCCGUUAAAGUAGACGGAAAGUGUGAACAGCACGGAGAAGAGCUGAAACUGUAUUGCCAAACCGAUAAGAGGCCCAUCUGUGUAGUGUGCAGGGAAUCUAGAGCACACAGGCACCAUGAGGUGGCACCAGUGCCAGAAGUUGUAAAUGAUAUGAAGAUGGAGUUAAAGCUGAGGCUAAUGGAGCUCAACUGGCAGAAGUCUCAGUGUCUAAAAGUUAUAACAGCUGACGAGCGCACCAAAAGUGAAGUGAGGUUAAAGAAACAGAGACUCAAGGAGAAGAUUGAGGCAGAUGUUGGUGCCUUGGUCCAAUUCUUGCUAGAUGAGAGAGACUCCCUGCUUGAGAGCCUGGAUGCAGAGGAAGUGGCGACCAUGGCCGUCAUAGACGACAACUUGAAGACUGUGGAGACAGAAGCAGCAGCUGUGGACAAAGCUAUAGCUGAUAUCCACAGCCACCUCAGUGGGAAAACUAGCUUUGAGAGCCUUGCUGAGACAUUCAAUGAAGUCAUCCAUUGCAAGCCUUUCACAUCUCUCGAGCCAGUUAAUUGUCCGACUGAAUUUACAGACUUCUCAGGGCCCUUCCAGCUUAUAAUGUGGAAGAAGAUGAUGCACGUGCUGCAUACCAUGCCUCAGAACCUCACCUUAGACCCAGACACCGCUCACCCAAACCUGCUUAUCUCAGACUUUGACACUAAAGUGGAGGAGGGACGUGUUCGUAACCAGGAGCCUGACCUGCCAGCCCGCUUCACCCGGUUCUGUGGUGUCCUUGCCACAGCCCAGUAUGCCAGUGGCCAGCACUACUGGGAGGUGGAUGUGAAGGACAAAGGUGUGUGGUACCUGGGAGUCACCACUGAGUGCAGCAACAGGAAGGGCUUCGUCAGCCUCACCCCCUCCGCAGGAUAUUGGAGCCUGUGUCUGCAGGACCGGCUAUAUGCCAAUGGGGAGGACGGGCGCAUCCCGGUUGCUGACUACUGGAACUCUCCUCGGGUCGGCGUGUACCUAGACUACGACAACGGGCGCCUUAGUUUCUAUGACGCUGUCACAAUGAAGAGACUUUACAUGUUCGACACCUGCUUUGAAGAGCCUGUCUACCCUUUCUUCAGCCCAGGGAAAAAUGAUCCAGGCAGCAGGCUGCAGAUAUGCCACUAUUACUGAGAGAGCCGCGAAGAGUGUUUAAUUUGAUUAUCUGAGUUAAUUCAUGUAUGCCAGUGUUUUCAGAUUUGCAGGGCAGCAGGGUGACGCCGUUGAGCCUCUGACCCUUGGCAUCAUAUGCAUUUGAGCUGUUACUUGUUGGUUUUAGGAUUACACGGAAUAAGAAGUACCAGGUGGCUCGUCACACUUAAUGAAGAGUUUCAUUUCUCUCAUGUUUUGAGGUUGAACAUUUGAAAUGUGGUAUUUUUCCAACAUAGACACACACUGUAGGCUUAUACCCCCGACUACUGUGGUUGGGGGUUCAGAGAGGUGCUUUGUCUAUAUCACUGUGUCUGCUGGGAUACAGAUGCUCUUGCUGAUUAGAGCAUGUACAGCUCGUAUCCCAUUAGCAACUGCUAUGCUACUACUACUGUACAUUAACUCGUAUUGGCUAAUUCUUUGCCAGGCAUUGUCAGUUGCCUUGUUGGGUAGAUCUUGAAGGAAAUAUGACGUAGUUAUCACAUUGAUAGUGUUUAACAUUUGAGAUUCCCUCAUUAAUUCUAGACUGAAGAGCAGUCAGUCAGUGCUGAUAAUUAUCAGAGUUAUUUGAAAUCAAAAUGGCCAGCGUGUACUGGGAUUUUAGCUCUCAGACAAUGUUUAGACUUCCAGGAACUAAUGGCUCAGGUUGUUUUGUGAAUGUUAACAUCACCACAGAUCAUUUUCUCAUCUUUUUAAAGUCAUUUUUAUUUAUCUUUUUUUUUUUUUUUUUUUUUUUUUUUUUUUAAAUUAUUCUGUACAUUGUCGACUUUAAAUUCGGUUUUUUUUUUUUUUUUUUUUUUUUUUGGACUGUUACAAAUUCCUCUACAGGCUGCUCUGAGUCACAUUUUGCAGAUUAUUCUUGUGAGCAGUGGUACUGACGGCACAUUUAGCUUUGUUGUAGAUAUUUUAAAAUCAAACAUUUUAUCAGUCUGCCUUAAUGAGCAGGUGUAAGACAAAGCAAACAAUUUUUAGCUAUUUGUAUAUUCUUCCUAAUUAAUCAGCCAUGCCCCUAAGAAUGUUAAUUGGUGAACCUGUAGACGUGUUGUACUAUAAAAGACAUUCCAUUACAGUCAGGAUUCACAGCCAAAAGCUUGAUGGACAUGACUAAAAUGAAAACCUAUGGAAUGCUGAAUGAAAGUUUUAUUUUGUGCUUUUGUUUGCUUUUUACAACAGCAUUUCCUUUACAAUAUUCUGUUAAAUAAUCCUGCUUUAGAUUAUUCAUUGCUAGUUGUUGAGUUGGUCCUGGUGCUGCAAGUUCUACUAUCCAACUCAGUCCAUUUUAUUUUUUCAUUUAUCAAUUAGUCCUGUGUUAUUCAAUUUUGAAUGUAAAAAAUACAUGCAUAUGGACAGUUGGAUAUAUAUGUAUAUUCAUACAUCUAUGAUUUAAUCAUUUUCUUAUUUGAGAUUAUAAUCUUAAUAGAUUUUUAUUUUUUGCUUGUGCAGUUCCCCACAGUGUUACGGACCUACAAGUGGGGGUAUUUGCCAUCUUACAGUCUUGUACAGUGAGUUUUUGUUUUUUUUUCUUUUUCAAAUGAUCUUGUCAGUGACGACAUUUGAGAAUGGCAAUCUCUACAGUCAUUUUGAAGAGGCACCUUAUUUUAUUUGGUUUUUUUUCCCCCUCCAAGUCAUCUAAGAUGUUCAUGCAUUGCAAAAUUCUGCGCUCUUUAACUUGGAAUAUUUGCCGAUAAAUGUUUUGUCUAAGAUGGUGUACCUCAUUUAAUACCUAUACGAACAUUUCACUGCUGAAUUUCAUUAAUGUGUUCGGCUCUGUAGUUUCAGGGCUGUCUCGAUAAGUGUGACAUGAAAGAAGUAAUCUUGGUAAUCUCUGUUUGUGGCCCUGUCACCUGCUCUUAAUGUGCGUAGUGUUUCUCUAUGAGAUU